Molecule: messenger RNA, 762 nt
Organism: Prorocentrum cordatum
Lineage: Eukaryota; Dinophyceae; Prorocentrales; Prorocentraceae
Source: the annotation of a GenBank genome assembly
AUGCCGGCUCCGCGUACAUGCUCGACGGUACCACCGGCGAGAGGCUGCUCAAGCUUGUGGCGAGUGAUGGGUGAUGGGGCCCCAGCCGACUUGUUCGGUUGCUCGGUGGCCGUGAGCUCCGACGGGGCCCGCGUGGUGGUGGGGGCCACUGGUGACGAAACAAUUGGCUCCGCGUACGUGCUCGACGGUACCACCGGCGAGAGGCUGCUCAAGCUUGUGGCGAGUGAUGGGACCGAAUACCACAAGUUUGGUAAUUCGGUGGCCGUGAGCUCCGACGGGGCCCGCGUGGUGGUGGGGGCCUACUAUGACGACGAUCAGGGCGACAAAUCUGGCGCCGCGUACGUGUUCGACUUCAUCGUCACCACCGAGACCGAGACAACAGCCACGACGACCACCGAUACGGGCACGAGUUCCGCGACGUCAAGCGCUACUACCAUCAUCAAGACAACCACCGAGACAACAACUGAGACGACCACCGCGACGACAACUGAGACGACCACCGCGACGACCACCAAGACGGCCACGACGACCACCGAUACGGGCACGAGUUCGGACACGUCAAACAACACAGCCACCACCGAGCCAUGGGGAUUAAUUGUAGUCGUCGCUGGUGUCUUGAUCUUGUUCUUGGUCUGCGGCGUCGCGCUGGGCUGCCUGGUGACGCGCGGAUGUCCUGGCCGUGGCAGGAGCCCAACACCCGAGCGCGGCAUUGACAACGCGGAAGUUGAGGACAAUGAGUCGCAGCAGGUCGCGGAGAUCUAG